AUGAAACAAAGCCACGAGGAGCGAACGGCCGCCGAGCCGCGUGCAACGUUCCUCGCCGGCCAAUUCCUCGACGUCUUUUGCCCAGGCAUCGAGAAGGCCGGCGGCUUCACCGUGACCUCACCGCCCAGCCGGGCCCAGAGCUCCAGCUCCGCGGCCCCACCGUACCUGGAGCUCGCGGUGCAAAAGUCGCCAGAAAACCCGGCCGCGGCUUACCUGUGGCAGGGCCGACCCACCAGCACCAGCAACGAAGACUCUGACGAGGAACUGGAUGCGGAGGAGUCCAGCGCGGACCGGCAGCAGCAACCUGGAAUCGUCAGCACGCAGCUCCAGGUCCGCAUCGGCGGCAGCUUCGUCUACCCGCCCUCGGGCAUCGCGUCUGCGUCGCACGUGCUGCGGCGUGUGGUUUUCGUCGCCGGCGGCAUGGGCGUCAACCCGCUCGUGAGCAUGGCUGCGCACAUGGCCGAGGAGGAUCGCGGGGAGGACGGGCCCGAGGUGUGGUUUCUUUACUCGGUGCGCGCACCUGGUGGUAAGGGUAGGAGGGAAGGGGCGGACGGCAUGCUGUUCCUCAACAGGCUGGCAGACCUGUUCGCCAGGGAUUCUCUCCGGGGCAAGUUGCAGUUGUUUCUGACUCCGGCUGCUGCGGAAAAUGGAGAUGGUGGCGAGGGGGGCCAGGUGCAGCAGACCUACACGGACAUGAAUGGAAAUGAGGUGCAAGCCGAUGGUGUCGUGUCGUGCAAUGAGGUUGAUGUACCGUUUCAGCAGCGGAGGAUCACCAAGGCGGAUCUGGUCGAGGCCAUUGGCCCCGAGCCCAAGCAAGCAGUGGUUUACGUUUGUGGCGUUCCGACAAUGACGGACGAGAUGGUCCAGUACCUCACUGACAAGGACGCUGGUAUUGGUUUGGAUACAGACAGAGUCAAAUUCGAAAAGUGGUGGUAA
Messenger RNA from Pyricularia oryzae 70-15, 936 nucleotides. RefSeq lists its product as uncharacterized. Bases 1 to 936 code for a protein of 311 amino acids. The record is from RefSeq and is a predicted model, not a curated record. The transcript has 2 exons. Gene Ontology annotation, cellular component: mitochondrion. NCBI's taxonomy places the organism in Eukaryota, Fungi, Ascomycota, Sordariomycetes, Magnaporthales, Pyriculariaceae.